Cooperia oncophora is the source of this 846-nucleotide messenger RNA. NCBI's taxonomy places the organism in Eukaryota, Metazoa, Nematoda, Chromadorea, Rhabditida, Trichostrongylidae. The record is from the annotation of a GenBank genome assembly.
AUGGUUUCCGCUCAGGUCAACUCUAUAAUUGUGAGCGAUUUAAAGCUACAGGUUGACUGGAAAAACCUACGUGCAGAUAACGCUAGCGCAGCUCCCUUUCUGGAUUUCUUCCAUGAAACAUACAAAACGUAUCACUUCUUCCUCCUUGCGAAUUCCGACCAUGCCUCCGUUCGCUUCGAGAUACUGGAGGGGUUCAGUGAUGCUGCACUCCUCCCUACUCCUGAUUUUCUAAAAGUGAACUAUGACCGCCUAAAUGAGUAUCUUUCGAAUGUUGAUUGGCUUGGGCUAUUCAACAACUACGUUUCCAUGGACGACAUUUACUGGAGAUUCUGCAAAACCAUCUACAAGGCGUUGGCCUUAUUCGUUCCACUAAAGUUUCCUCAGCGUCGCCCUAUCAAGUAUCCAUUGCACAUUAGGAGUUUGUUGGCUCAGAAAGAACGCUUAUUUUGGAUCCUGGAUAAUCCUAUGAGUUGCCCUCUAUUCAGGAAAGUUUGUAGGGAUGUGGAUCACUACUUAAAGAAGUUCGUAUCCAAUCUUGAACGCCAUCUCGGUAACCAAGCUUCCUUGAAGCUACGUUCGCUGCAAGUUCAAAUCCAAGACCCCCUUCCCACACUGAAGGACCUUGGUUCCACAAUUCUCAGCGAACCUUCAAAGGCCCAAGCACUAGGUAAAUAUUUCGCCAGCGUUUUCUCAGCCCCAGUUUCUUCUACAGGAGUCCUGGAGUAUGGCGCGGCUAGUUCUCAAAGCGGGGACUUACAUUUAUUUCCACCCCAGAGAUGUCUAUACAGUUCUGAAAAAAAACUUAAUCCUUCCCUCAGUGAGCCUUUUGACGUAUUCCCCAAAUAA